ACUCAGGUUACUGUAUUCAUCCGAGGACCAGAGCAAUCCACUGCAGGGUUGUAGUGAGUAUUGGGUGGAGGGCUGCGCUAUUGAUCAGAUACAAGAUGAAGAUCUGCUUUAUCUUAGUGUUUGUGGUGUGCGUUUACAUGCCAAUCUCUGAAGGUGCAGGUCUAGCAAGGAAGUCGCUGACAUUUCCAAACAAAACCAUGAACAGUUAUGUCCAACUGAACCCAAUGAGUUGUCCCAAUUUAUUUGCCUUUACUCUGUGUUUGAGGGCAGCAUCUGAAGACUCCCACAGCUAUGGGUUGUUCUCCUAUGCGACUUCACAAAACGCCAAUGAACUGCUGCUCUGGAAGUGGAGUGAUACAAGACUUGACCUGUAUCUCCGCGAUACUGUAAUUCCAUUUUCCCUUCCAGCAAUGAAUGCGUUGAUGAGGCACAUCUGUGUGAGCUGGGAGUCUGAACACGGGGAGGUAACAUUCUGGGUGAAUGGACAGAGAAGUGCUCGGAAAGUUGGUAGAAGGGGGAAAAUGGUGAGGGGUGGAGGCACCUUUAUCCUGGGACAGGAGCAGGACAGCGUUGGGGGAGGGUUUGACAUCAAGCAGAGUUUUGCUGGGGAGAUAACUGAUGUUAAUCUGUGGGACCAUGUUUUAACAGCAACUGAGAUUAAGGCUGUGAGUGAAAGUUGUAACAGUCUUGGGGGGAGCAUCAUUGACUGGUCCACAAUAUCGUACUCUGCAAGAGGAAAGGUGAAUAUUCAGGAUAAUAAAGACUGCACAACUUAAAAUUUUUUGCCAGGGAACCAGUUUUGGGAACAAUGGACUAAAGCAUGAGAAGGAAAUGACAGACAUUCCCACCAAAUGGUUUUAAUAGCCCUACAACGUUACAUUAUAAUCUUUUUAUCCGAAUCCGUGCAGGAAUCGACAAUAGAGUUUAAUGUAGAAUAAAGAGGGUUUGAUGAAGGUGUUCUGUAUAUUUGGAUUUGGGGUUUUUGUACUCACACUGUUUAUCUUUUCAUCUUCCUCAGUAUCUGGCUGAGUUUCAAACUCAAAUGUAAAGAAUCUCUGUCUUUCUCAUCACAGACAGAGAUGGAGAUAGGGAGGCAGAGAAUGUGACUUAUAGAUACAGGAUGCAGCUUGGUGUAAGCAACCUGUUCAGAGAUGUUAUUACUUGAAUCCAGGCCUCCUGGCUUAAAGGAAGGGACCCUACCACUGUACCAUAAGGACUUGGUGUAAACUUCAGUGAGGUGCAGUCUGAGUGAAGUCUGAUUAAAACCCGAAAACUCACUCAAACUGGUCCGAACUAAUAAGGACCCACCUACUUCCUCACCCACUCUUCCUUUGUUCCAUCCUUCCUUGGCUAUGUCACUGGGGCAAUCUUUAACUUCACAGAGGGAUUAUUUCUCUCUCAUAAUCACAAAGUGCACCAGCAAAGGCAGGGAGUUCACACCUUCUAACUGACACACCCAGAGCCAAUGGAAGAACUAAAUGCCUGAGGAACAGUCAGACUGAUAAAGUCACUUUAGGAGAAGUGAACUCUGUUCAGGAUUGUGACUGUCCUGCCUGGGGAUUAUUGCUGGAUGUAUACUGUCUCUUUCUGCUGGAAUUGUACCAUGAUUGGAAACACUCAGAUAUUGCAAUCUCCUUGGAAUGAAAUUGUAACCAAUCUAAUGUUGUAGUUUCAAUGCAUCAAUAAAUACACAUCAAAAUGCCAA
This is a messenger RNA of Stegostoma tigrinum, 1705 nucleotides long. Its product is annotated as C-reactive protein-like. NCBI's taxonomy places the organism in Eukaryota, Metazoa, Chordata, Chondrichthyes, Orectolobiformes, Stegostomatidae. The record is from RefSeq and is a predicted model, not a curated record. The coding region runs from base 96 to 776 and encodes 226 amino acids. The transcript has 3 exons.